AUGCGGAGAUUGGCUAAAGCCUUGCGAUUCGACGUUCCCACGAUUUCUAUACUGGCCGGAGAGGCACUUGAAAGAGUCACUGGGCUCGGCCCCCAAGACUUCGCCAACAUGGGACAGGCGCCAGGGGUGCCAGCGGUGCUUCGCCCUUCGUUGACGGCUGCGGUCCCCGCUGAAGCCGAGCUUUCACGGCUUUCGCCACAGCACCUGGCCAAUGGAGGAUGGGCCACGAGGAUACUACAAGCCUCUGGCUUGGCGUUUACUUCGGCGGCCCUGGCAAGGGCGCUGGAUUUGGUUUCAGAGUUCGGGCCGCAGGAUUCGACGACCGCAGCGCAGGCGCCUGCUGCGUUGGCACCCAGACGCGAGCUUCUGCUUCAAGCGACAUGCCGUGAAGGGUGGCGGCAGCUCCCGAUGCCCAACUCCCAGGGACCAGCAAACGUCUCCUGGAGACACACCACGCUGCAGCUUAUGGGUGCUUCCUUGUUGAGUGCUGCUGGCGAGUCGACGGCAGCCAGUGUUCAGGAGCUCCUUCCGCAAGAGCUUGCAAACAGCAUCCGAGACUUCACCUCUUUGGAGAGUAUGGGUGUCGCCGUGACAGUUUGCACUUCUUCAGCCGUGUCGCGGCGCAGCACUGAGUUCGACUGCCGUGGCCCGGCGAACACCUUGUGGUCUUCUACCGUGCUACGCAUCCUGCCAGGGCUGCAAACUGCCAUUGUCGGCAAACUCCGAGAGGCUUCUGCACAGGAUCUUUCAAACAGGGCCCGAAGACAUGCAGCUGCUUCCAUCAAAGAUGAGACGCUGUUUGCCGUGAUUGCAGACGAGUUUUCCCACAAACGAGGCCAACCCGUGCCACAGAACGCGGCGAACAGCGCGCGGGAGAUUGCCACGACAUCCAUCAAGAACAAGCCGCUCUCGGCGGCAAUCGUGGUCACAUGUAUGGAGAAGGUCAGGGAGCUCGCCGCAAGAGAGACUGCCAACACCUUGCAGAGUCUCGGGACUGCUGCGCAGGUGGACCUGCCGCUUUGCACGGCGUCUUCCAGUGCAGCUUUGCGCACAGCGCGUCAGCCUGACCCACAAGGCCUGGCGAAUGUCCUUCGAGGCCUUGCCACGGCGUUGGCACCCCCGAGCGAGGAGCCCUCGCAUAGGACUUUCCGAAGCGAAACACAUUCACGCUUCAAAUUGUCUCAACAGUUCACCAGAGCAAGCUGCUUAAGACCAAAGCGUCUGUCGCCCUCAUGGCUAUGCAUGGGUCUGCGGGAGCUAUGGCGAAGAAGCGUGACCCGGAUACCUCUGGGCCAGCUCGGCGGAUCUCCUUUGGAUGCAGCCGCCCGCAGAGCUGCGUGGAGAGAGGCUGUGAGCUUGCUCGUGUCGGCCGUGCAUGCGCGACAGCAGCCGCUCUGCAGCCGGAAAAGUGUUGGAAAGCUGUUGGGUGCGUGUGCCGCUCAUUGGCCCAUAUCACUCUCGCUCCUGACGCUGGCCGAUCGCAGCAAGUUAACUCUCGAUCUCCGAGCCUUCUGCGCCGUGGCACAGGCGGCUACGGCCAGCAGGGCGUGGCGCCGGGCUCUGGAGCAACUCCAGGAGGCCUUUUGCCUUUUCGAACCCGACGAUGCAGCUGUCGGAUUGGCUGCAGCAGCUGGAGCGCACGGACCGUGGCAACUGGCCUUCGUGAUUCUCGCCGAUGCACGCAGGCGGCAUCUCCUGAACUUCGCGAGCUAUGGCUCGGUGAUAGGUGGGCUUGCGCAAUCCUCGAGCUGGAGGCAUGUCCUCGUCGUUUUGGAUGAGAUGCGCAAGAACGGCCUGUCGCCGAAUGUUGCCACGUACAGUGCUGCUUUGAAGGCGCUUCAAUCCGCUGCUCAAUGGAGCUGCGCUUUGCAGCUCUUCCGGGCAUCGCGAUCAGAGGUCAUUCCGGAUGCAAUUCUCUGGACCUCCGCCAUCAGUGCGGUGCAAGAAGGAGGCGACCACUGGGCUCUCGCCUCGUGGAUACUGGGUGAAGCUCGUGGCUGCCGCCUCCAGGUUAACAUGCACAUGUGCAGCGCUGCCAUGAGCGCAAUGGAGAAAAGCUCUGAAUGGCAGCAUGCGCUGCUCCUGUUCGCAACGGUCUGCAGAUCGCAAAUGCGGCCGGAUACCAUAGCCUGCAACGCAGCGCUCUCAACCUGUGGUCAGGGCAGCCGUUGGGAAAUCGCUUGGUGCCGUGGGCUGCACAGUCACCUCCUUGAAACCUUCACGGCCGGGCACUUCGGCAUGAAUGCCGCUGCCCAGGCUUUUGCCAAGGCAUUCAGCUGGAGGAGGUGUCUACUUCUGAUGGCGGCUCUCACUCAGCAGCGAGGCGGAGUUCGUGAAGCCGCUGCUUGCGCGGCACAGGAGGUCCACCUGCAGCUCCCGGUACUGCCGCCUGCUCCGGGCAAGCGGCGGGCUUUGCAGGCAGCUUUACGCCAGCGUUUGGGCCUGCAGCCCUUGGACCAGGCUGCACCAAGCAUCGACAACAUGGCCGUGCCGGAAGCGAGGUCUCUUCUGGCAGAGUUUCAUCAAACGGCGUCGCCCCACAUCUCUG
This is a messenger RNA of Symbiodinium sp. CCMP2456, 2548 nucleotides long. NCBI's taxonomy places the organism in Eukaryota, Dinophyceae, Suessiales, Symbiodiniaceae. The record is from the annotation of a GenBank genome assembly.